Messenger RNA from Anisakis simplex (herring worm), 234 nucleotides. Lineage: Eukaryota; Metazoa; Nematoda; Chromadorea; Rhabditida; Anisakidae. The record is from the annotation of a GenBank genome assembly.
AUGGAACAUGAGCAAAGAAGUGAUUCAAGUAAUGAAGAGCAGCAACAGCAACAGUACAAGUCGUUUGUUUCGGCAACAAAACACAGCGAUUUGGUUGAUGAGCUGACCGAAGCGGCCAAGAAAGCAGUGGCAGAUUUGGAUUCAGAUUCGGCUUCGAGCACUGCUGGUGGUGGAGGGCGUGCUAAAUCAAUCGCACGGAAGUAUGACCGUUUAUUUCAUGGUUGCAUUUGUUGA